Molecule: messenger RNA, 2852 nt
Organism: Pelobates fuscus (common spadefoot toad)
Lineage: Eukaryota; Metazoa; Chordata; Amphibia; Anura; Pelobatidae
Gene: ANKK1
Product: ankyrin repeat and kinase domain containing 1
Exons: 8
Coding region: 60-2372 (770 amino acids)
Biological process (GO): protein phosphorylation
Molecular function (GO): protein binding; ATP binding; protein kinase activity
Source: RefSeq, a predicted model, not a curated record
UAUAGAGCAAGGAGACCUACAAAUGACACAAGGGACACCAAAUAUUUAAUUGUGCUACCAUGACUGAAGAAGGGAAAGACCAGUUUGGUAGUCUGACACUAUUUAACAAAGAUGAUUUUGACAAUGAAUGGACCCCGGUGGCUUUAGGUGGAUUUGGUCAAGUAUAUAAAGUGAGGCACAAGAAAUGGUGGACGGUAUAUGCUGUGAAAUGCUCUACGCCUAUUCUGGGAGACCCUGGACUUGCAAGCACAACAUAUCACAGUCUUAUUGAGGAAGCAUCAAAGAUGGAAAAGAUAAAGUUCAGAUAUGUUGUCCAGAUUUAUGGCAUUUGCAGCAAUCCUGUUGGGAUUGUGAUGGAGUUUAUGGAAAAUGGGUCUCUUGAAAAACUACUACUAUCUCAUAGCCUAAGUUGGCAUUUGAAAUUUCGCUUUAUCCAUGAGAUAGCUUUGGGAAUGAACUUUCUCCAUAUGAUGAAUCCUCCACUUCUCCAUCUGGACCUAAAACCUGGAAAUAUUCUUCUUGAUGAACAUUUACAUGUAAAGAUUUCUGACUUUGGACUCUCCAAGUGGAAAGAACAUUCUACCCAUAAAGAAUACAUAGAAAAAUCAGCCAUAAAAGGGACCCUAAGCUACAUUCCUCCCGAAAUGUUAUUGCAGAGUAUAAAUGCUACAGGAGUCAAAUAUGAUGUUUACAGUUAUGCCAUUGUUAUUUGGGAAUUACUCACUCAAAAGAAGCCCUAUGCAGGUGCCAACAUGAUGGCAGUUAUCAUAAAGGUGGCUUCGGGUCAACGUCCCCCAAUUGAAGACAUUUCGGAGGACCGUCCGGUGGAAUGUCAUCAGAUGAUUGACUUGAUGCAGAGAUGCUGGAAUCAGCAUCCCAAUAAAAGGCCAAGCUUUGCAGAUAUCGUUGUUGAAUCACAUAUGUUGCUGUGCUUGAUACAAAUUCCUUUACCAGAACCUGAAGAAAGUUCAGGUAAUGCAGAAGAAGACCACUUAAAGUCUUCUUCUGUCAUACACCUUGAAGGAGCUAUUAAUGGAAGCCAGCAAUCAUCUACCGAGACCGAAAGCAGUGAAGAAGACAGUUUAAUGACCUUUGUUCUAGAAAACAAUGAAGAUAUAUCCUGGGUAGAUGAAAAAAAUUUCACCCUGCUCCACGUUGCUGUUACCCAAGGAAAUCUUGAGAAAGUGAAUCGUUUUAUUAGUCUUGAUGCCAAUGUGAAUAGUAGAACAGUUACCGGAUAUACACCUCUCAUCUUGGCAGUGCAAAAGAGACUUCCAGAUAUAUGCAGUUCUUUGAUUGAGAAUGGGGCAGAUGUAAAUAUCACUGAUGAAGACAGUUGGUCUCCUCUUCAUUUUGCAGCUCAGCUUGGGGAUGACAGGAUUGCAAGACUUCUACUGGAUCACUCUGCUGCUGUUGAUGCACAGGAACGUGAUGGAUGGACACCUCUUCAUUUAGCAUGCCAAAAUGGUUUUGAGAAUGUUGCCCGUGUCCUUUUUACACGGCAUUGUGACCCGAAUAUUCAGGAGAUAGAUGGGAAAACUGCACUCCAUCUAGCUUCAUAUUUUGGCCAUUGUAAACUUGUAAAACUUCUGUCUAACCAAGGAGCUGAUCUAGACAGAAAGCAGAAUAACCACCGGACUGCUCUACAUAUUGCCACUGAAAGGGGUUAUUUUACAGUGCUGAAGCAUUUGAUACAAAAAGGAGCCAAUGUGAACUGUUGUGAUAAGAGUAAUUACAGCCCUUUGCACAUAGCAGCAUUGAAGGGUAACAGUUUAACCUGUAGACAUCUAAUGAGGCAUGGUGCUCAGAUUGAUAUGAAGAAUAACCAAGAGUGGACACCCUUACACCUUGCAACAUUUAAAGGACACAUUGGAGUUAUUAAGUUACUCAAGGAAAAUGACGCUGACAUGAAUGUGAAAGGAGGUAUGGGAUGGACACCUCUACAUUUAGCCGUACGCUUUAGUGAGGACCCUGUGGUUUCUACACUUCUCGAUUUGGAAGCUAACCCCAGUAUUGCUGAAAUGUCAGGCUGGACUCCAUUGCACCUUGCUGUCCAACGAGGUGCCUUUUGCAGUGUUAUUAACCUUAUUGAAAACAAAGCAGACGUUAAUGUAAAGAAUACAUUUGGUUGGACUCCAUUACAUUUGGCAGUGUUAAAUACAAAUGCUGCCAUUAUUAAGACUUUGCUGCUGGCCAAUGCAAAGUUAAAUAUUCAGGAUGUUAAUGGUUGUACACCUUUACAACUAGCAGUUAGGAAUAGAAAACACGUCAUUGUUGCUCUCUUGGAAGGCAAGGAAGCCGUAUCUAGUAGUUCUGAAGAAGGAAGUGAAUAUUCGGGAUCUUUGCUGAAUUUGCAAGAGCAACUACAAUAACUAUAUUCUUGUCUGAAAAAGCAAACUUGCAGAAUAUUGCAUAAAUCUUUGAUAAAAACAGCUAAUUCCAAAGAUUCUAUGCAGAUUGAUCUUUCAACAAAGAAUUACGCAGAGCUGGUCUUACCCAUUCAGUAUAAUGCUGAAUACUGAAAGCCAUAUAUCAUGAAAAGCAUCCUUCCAUGAAGACUUUCCAAUGAAACAUACAGUGUCAUAAAUAAAUAAAUAAAGCAAAAUGCUACAAAGGAUGCUAAAUCAAUUUACGACUCUGGUGCGUGAAUUAAGCACAAGUUGUUUAUGGUUUCAUUAUUACAUGAUCUGAAAUGUAAUGCUUUUCACUCAUUUUGAUUUAUUGGGAUUCAUAAAUUACACGAUCCAACUUUUCUUCUAUCUACUGUGCAAUUUUAAUAAGUGCCCAUUCGACUGUAUGUUGAUCACAAUCCGAACCAGUUUUACAGAAUACCAAAUAAUCACAUAGCUUUA